This is a messenger RNA of Annulohypoxylon truncatum, 1356 nucleotides long. Its product is annotated as inositol monophosphatase. Bases 240 to 1154 code for a protein of 304 amino acids. Gene Ontology annotation, biological process: signal transduction; inositol metabolic process; phosphatidylinositol phosphate biosynthetic process. NCBI's taxonomy places the organism in Eukaryota, Fungi, Ascomycota, Sordariomycetes, Xylariales, Hypoxylaceae. Gene Ontology annotation, molecular function: inositol monophosphate 1-phosphatase activity. The transcript is spliced from 2 exons. The record is from RefSeq and is a predicted model, not a curated record.
GGUUCACAUGUAUAGGCAGGUGCAAUCAAAGUAUAGAGAAGGUAUCAUUGGCCAAUCACAUACCCCUGCUCGCCCACAUGCAGUCAAAAUCGAAUGUCGUCAAUCCCCGCCAUCGACCAUUGUUACCCCACCUAAAUAACCCUUACACCUUACCUUAACAGCUGUUUGCAAAGCUUCAAAAUGUCUCUUCCCUUACUUCAACCAAGUGUUCUCCCUCUAAAGGUUAUAAGACCGGAACAAUGGCAGACCUCAACCUCCAAGAGAUUCAAGACACCCUGAUAUCGGUAGCCCGCGAGGCUGGCCGCAUGAUCCUGUCCGCGAACCCUACGGACAUCGCUACAGGAACGAAGCUGAAUUCCGCGGACAUCGUAACCGAAACCGACAAAGCAGUCGAAGCGCUCGUGUCAACGCGGCUGACCAAAGCCUACCCCUCCUUCUCCUUCAUCGGCGAGGAGACGUACAAGCCGGGCAUGCAGGUGACGGCGGCGCCGACCUUCAUCGUGGACCCGAUCGACGGCACGACCAACUUCGUGCACGGCCUGCCCGAGGCGUGCAUCUCUCUCGGCCUCGCCGUCGACCGCGUCCCCGCCGUCGGCGUCGUCUACAACCCGUACCAGGACAAGCUGUACACGGCGAUCCGCGGGCGCGGCGCGUUCCUGACGCUCGGCGCCGCGUGGGGGCUCGAGGCGGGCAAGGGUCGCGUCAGCAAGCUGCCGCUGGCGAGGAACCCGGCGCCGCUGGGCGCGCUGGACACGUGUCUCGUCGCGUCGGAGUGGGGGAACAGCAGGGACGGCGUCAAUUACGAGGUCAAGACGCGGGUUUUUAAGAAGCUGUGCGCGAGCAAGGAGACCGGCGGCGCGAUGGUGCAUUCUAUUCGCAGCCUGGGCAGCGCCGCGCUGAACCUGUGCGCGGUCGCGGCCGGCCAACUCGAUGUUUACUGGGAGGGCGGCUGCUGGGCUUGGGACGUGUGCGCCGGGUGGGCGGUGCUGAAUGAGGCCGGGGGUAUCAUGGUGAAUGGUAACCCCGGCGAUUGGGAGCCUAAGAUCGACUCGCGCAAGUACCUCGCGGUGCGCGGCGCGCCGAGCGGGCAGAGGGAGGUUGUGGAAGAGUUUUGGAAGGUCGUUGGGGAUGGGAGGAUGGAGUACGAGAGUUGAGACACAAGAUACGAGGUAUGCGAGAGUCGAGCUAUCCAGGGCUAUGCACCGACGGUCAUGGCUUAUUGAAAGGGCAUUUUUACAUUCGAGGUAUGUAGGUUAGGUAGUUCUUCUUGUCGCGUUAGACAAAGAAGAAGGGAUAGACAAUUGAUUGAAUAGAUCAAGGGGCAUAGCAUGCCAUCCAUUCCAGAACACCCCCCCU